CAAAAAAAUUUAAAUAAUAAUAAUCAACUACCUACCUGUCCUACUUUGUAAAGAAAGUCUUAUUUGUACCGGCAUGUACUUGUUAUUGUAGAUUUACCAUGGCCAAUACUAAUACCGGUAGUACUAGUAGGGCUCGUGUUUUUCGAGGUGUGUGCCUUCCUUCAGAUCCUCUGGACGAAUGGCUAACGAGUUGCGUAAACUCUGCUCAAACUCGUCACAUUUGUGAGCCGAUAGCGAAUGAAUGGGAUGUGGUCGUUUUGAAUAGCACAAUCGCUAGUAUUUCACCGUAUGAUGCGACUAGAUCGCCCAAUUCGCUGAUUGAGGAAGCAGGAAAGGUCUGUCGCUCUGACGAUGCUCACGCUAGCAAAGAAUAUGGAGGAGCAAGGCCUGCAACUGGAAUUUCAAGUGCGGGAGAACCUCAACCGAAGAUUCAUGCUGUUAGCGAGCAUGCACUGUCGCUCUCGGACAGUGAAUCCUCAUCAACACUUGCUGCUGCACAAGACGUGGAAGUGGUGGAUGGUAAGGGCAGGUGGUUAGUUCCUGGAUGGAUCGACAUGCAAGUGAAUGACCUAGAAUGGAUGGCGCGGUGGUACACAGAAACCUUCAGUAGGGAACAACACGCUCAUCGCAUCGGACAAGUGCUGAAGCAUCAGCUUGGACAAGGUGUCACCGGCAUGUGCAUUGCAACCGUCGCAUCACCAUUGGAGCCGUUGCUAACUUACCUGAGUGCCAUGGCAGAUGUAAUGGAUAGUCAGCAGCGGCAGGAAGUUAGUGACCGAACACAAGAAAAAUGCUCCACACACUUGUACGGUGCAGUUGUUGAAGGUACGUUCAUGAAUCCUGCAUGCCAUGGAUGUCACAACCCAAAAUACGUCCUACCACCAUCCAUGCCUGUGUUGCGGCAGUUGUUAGGAACUGGAGCGGUCAGAACAAUCAAUAUUGCGCCUGAGAUGGGAUUGGAAGAGGAGACACUGAGCAUGAUAACGCACAGUGUCCUAAAUGGAGCAUUGGUAUCGGCUGGUCACUGCAAGCCCCAUGCCAGGAUGUUACGCUCAGCCACUGAAGCAGGCUGCAGCUACAUCAUCCACCUUGGCAACGGUCCAACAGGUGUCAGUCUUAAAGCAGCGUGUGAUGGUGGAAUGAUGGAGGAGAGCUUGCGAAAUGAUGACCUAACCGCCACAGUUAUCUGUGACAUGCACCAUAUCCAUCCAGCCAUAGUGAGGGACUGGACUAUCAGGAAAACCAUUCAGCGGGUGGUUGCUGUCAGUGAUGCCGCGUUCGCCCUUGGCAUACCAUCACCAGAGUUUGAGGUGUUUGGAAGACGUGGAAAACUUUCAGAAGAUGGAAAGUGCCUUGUGCAAGCUGAUCUUGACACCUCAGCCACCCCCUCGCGCAGUUCCGACAACAUUGCAUGCCUCUUUGGCAGUAACGCUACAAUGCGGGACAUCUACGAGAAUCUCGUCAACAUGUUCACAACACACAUGCGUGGAAUCUUGUACCGAGACCAUCCUGCCUUGAGCCUACGCCAGGCUGUGUCAAUUGCGUCGGCGCUGUGCUCAAGUAACCCUGCCCGGUUGCUUACCCACCAGGAAGGGAGUCAGCUCAGUGCCGAUGUAGGAAAGGUGAAAACAGGUCAACUUGCCGACUUGCUUCUACUUAGCAUUACUGGCCAUCAAUCAGAAGAUUCUGAAUCUGAUGCCGCCGGGCUAGCGGCCUCCAGCAAUGCCGAUUCCACGGCUCAUAACCAGCCAGCGAUAGGGUUUGCUGUGCAUGUGGACCAUGUAUUUGCGUCGUCGUGAGUGUCAGUGAUUACCUAACCAUCAUCAGGAUCCGAAGUGCGGGGUCCCAGUGCCAGUGAUGGUGUAUCCCGUUGUUCUGCUGCUGUUGCAGUGCCCCAAUCUGCAAGCGGCAUGGUUUCAAAAUGCUUGACGGCCCGUCUAUUUGGAUUAUGUUCAAAGUCGUAAGGUCCAGGGAGUUGCCAGUGAAACGGGAAAAGUCUGUUCACAUAUGAUUAUCUUUUUCCAUAUUAAAUAGAGCCUGAAAUUGAAGGUCUUUUGUUACACAAGUCAAUUUUCUUCGCAAGUUUUUCCCAUUUUAUUCACUGGCCCUCUAAGGCUCAAAAAAUAAUUGGUGAAUAGUAAGUAACAUUACACGUCGGUUUAUUUUAUUUCAUCCAUUCACACUAUAUUCACUCCAUUUAUUUUGCUUUCAUUUCGAUCCAGAAAUCAGGCAGAGGUUCGUGA
This is a messenger RNA of Sycon ciliatum, 2243 nucleotides long. RefSeq lists its product as uncharacterized. The record is from RefSeq and is a predicted model, not a curated record. NCBI's taxonomy places the organism in Eukaryota, Metazoa, Porifera, Calcarea, Leucosolenida, Sycettidae. The transcript is spliced from 7 exons. Gene Ontology annotation, biological process: N-acetylglucosamine catabolic process. Gene Ontology annotation, molecular function: N-acetylglucosamine-6-phosphate deacetylase activity. Bases 99 to 1799 code for a protein of 566 amino acids.